CAAACGCUGCUCAGGCACAUGGAAAGCUUGCUGCUCAAGAAAUGCAAGUUCGAGCGAUUCAGGAUCUGCCUCACUCGGUUGAGCUGUCGUCUCGUUCUCAUUUGAUUCUCAUUUUGAUGUGAACUUUCAUCCCUUGUUCAACAACCUAAUGCGGUCAUCAGCGCAUAAGACUAUCACAAGAUCCCGAAAUGGGUGCGCAGUAUGCAAGUCAAAACGGUUGAAAUGCGACGAAGUCAAGCCACAUUGUUCGAGAUGUAGAAGACUCGGGAUAUCCUGUCCCGGAUAUCAAAAGCCUCUCAGAUGGUCGCCUGCCUCGAGAUCCCCUGGGGUUGACAUCACGACUCCGACAUCUAGCGAACCACAACGCCGCCAACAAAGGGCUAGACAUUCGGUUCAAAUUCUACAAUCCCCCGAUUCAUUUGACAGGGAUACUUUUGACACGGGUUUCUUCAGUCAAUUUGCAAAUAUCGAUACCCCUUCAAGUUUAGACUUUCAAGAUGCCACCCAUCUGGAGCCUACUUUUCCCUUCUCAGACAUACCGGCUCUAUCUCCAACUCCUUCCUCAUCCGCAGGGGUAACAUUUUCUCUUCUUUCAGCCGAAACAGAAGCCAAUGAAAUAUGGCCGGGUAUCAUCCCUGGUAAUCAAGUCGCUGCACUUGGUCUCGAUGUGGUAGACCGGCGCGUCAGCUCCAAUCCAUCCAGCAUGGCUCACUACGAUACCCCACUAUCACCCUCAUUACAAGACAAUACAUCGGUGCUGGUGGAGUACUAUUUCAAAGAAGUGUGCGGGAUGAUGUCUUGCUACGACAGCAAGUUGAACCCAUACAGAACAACUAUUUCCAAUCUCUGGAGUAAUUCGCCAUCACUCUACUACGUUACCCAAAGCAUGGCAGCAGCCUGCUUAGCCGAAGUCUCACCAGGCCUUUCCGCAGCCAGCGUUCGACUUCGGGACCAGGCGGUAAACGCCCUAUGGAAAGAAAGUAAAGCAGGUCCAACGGAUACAUCAUCACUGUUGGCACUGGUCAUGCUCGGCUUCAGUCUCUGCUGGCAUGAUCCGUCUAAACUCGGCCAGUCCGAGUUCGAAUUACUGGCUGAGACACUCAUUCACCUCGAAGCCCAACAAGAUAGCUUGAUAAUGGCGGACAAGCAGAAACGAUUCUUCUUUUAUAACUCACUAGUUUACUGGAGGAUGUUGCUUUCCUUCGUCACCGACCAAGAAUUGCCUUCGGCGGCAUCCACUGGAGCCGUUCAGCCACAACCGCCUCGUUUUCCCGAUCGAAAUGACGCGAGGAUGCCACAUCCGCAGACAGGUAUUGGAGUAGAGGUACUAGAGGUUGUUGGUCAAGUUGGGGCGCUCGCCAGAAAAGAACGAAAACGGAUCCGUCGCCGCCAGCAUUCAUCCAGGCACGACAUCGAGCAGUCCGUCGCCGCCAUACAGGCAGCGGAACAGCUCCACUCGCGGCUUUGCAAGAUUGAACUUCCAACAGAGGUUACAGUCAUGGACUCGGGCGAUGAUAUGACACCAACCGACCAUCUGUUGAAAGCUGCAGAGGCGUACAGGUGUACUGGACUGUUGCAGCUAUACCGCAACUUUCCCGAUCUACUCUUGCAAGACACGGCGACUACCAGUCCGUCGGCCUGGCUGGAUAUACCCGGGGAGUCGGAACCCAGCUUUUCGGGCAACCCAGAUGCUCUACAUGCGACGUGGCUGACCUGUCUUGCUUUACACAUUCUCGAUCUCUUACAGGAGAUUCCAAUCACGUCGCGAUCUCGGUCUAUUCAACCACUGCUUCUAGUAAGCAUUUGCAGCGAGCUUUCUAUAACCCGCGAGUUUGCUUCGUUGGAUUCUUUGGGAGACAAGCCUAUGGCAAGCUUUGCUUCUAGUCCUAGGCUGAGAGCAAAGCCAACCAUGACCGACGUUUUACAUGCUAGACGGCUGGUCAUAUCACGUCUCGCAUCGUUCGAGGGCAUCCUGGCAGCUAAGCCUAUACGACAAAUGACGCUUCUUGUAAGAGAGACAUGGUCACGUAUGGAUGAGAAGCAGCAGGACGUGUACUGGAUGGAUGUCAUGGUGGAGAAGGGUUACGAAACCUUGAUGGGAUAGUUGCGAUGAUGCUUGUCAUGAUCUUAUCCAGCAUCGAAUGGUUGUUGAAAAACUUGAGCCUCAACCAUCCUGAGAAGAUAUAAGACACUCAAUAGGAAUGGUUUUCAGAAUAACCGUAAACAUCAAGAUUUCUGCCUUCUAGUUCAUGAAUAUGUACUGGAACCCUCGUCUUAGACCAGUACUCAAGCAUCUUGGAAGGGGGCUCCUCACUUAUAAGGAGCACUGUGUCAGCAUAACCGUGUGGAGACGAGUCGUUGGAGGGGUCCAGUCAGAUAUCAUACUUCAUGGGUAAGGGGACUUAGUCUCAACAGCCCGGCCUUCAACCGACAAUUUUGAUCGAAGUAAAGCCAUCCCCGCGCCUUUUCGUCCCCAAUUUCU
Molecule: messenger RNA, 2482 nt
Organism: Colletotrichum acutatum
Lineage: Eukaryota; Fungi; Ascomycota; Sordariomycetes; Glomerellales; Glomerellaceae
Product: fungal-specific transcription factor domain-containing protein
Exons: 2
Coding region: 149-2104 (651 amino acids)
Biological process (GO): positive regulation of transcription by RNA polymerase II
Cellular component (GO): nucleus
Molecular function (GO): transcription cis-regulatory region binding; zinc ion binding; DNA-binding transcription factor activity, RNA polymerase II-specific
Source: RefSeq, a predicted model, not a curated record